GGUACAAGAUGAAGCGUAUCACUCUAGUUGCUUUGGGAUUGUUAGUCCUUGCGGUCUGCGUAUCUACGCAUCCAGGUGGCUGGAAGGGCAAGGGUGGUGGAAAAAAUAAUGGAAGCAAAGACAAUGGUGGACAAGAGGAUGGCGGUAAAAAAGAGAGCGGUAGCGGCGGCGGCGGCGGCGGCAACGGUGGUAAAAAUGGCGGGAAAGGGGGCGAUAAAAAAGAUGGUGGAAAUGAGAGUAGUGACAGUGACAGUGACUCAAAUAGCGAUGAAAAAGGCGGUGGCGGCAAACGAGGUUCUCAUAAAAAAUAUUGGCAGGCGGCUAAGACGCGGUUACAAUAACAGCGGAUAUGGUGGCGGAUACACACGCGGGAGCGAUGAGCGCGACGCUAGUACUAGCAACGAAAGCGGCAAUGGAUGCAGCAGUGAGAAUACCAGAAAUUACAGCGGCAGCCGUGAACUGGCGUACAACAGAGAUGGACGACAAUCCAACGAUAAUGCUCGAGGGACGCGGUCGUUCGCUAAAGCGUCCGCUUCCGCUGUCGCUAGCUCCUUUAGCCAAAACCUCAAGACUAAGAAUGUAUCAUAGCUUCAGUACAAAGAUUAUGUAGUUU
Messenger RNA from Achroia grisella, 613 nucleotides. RefSeq lists its product as uncharacterized. The transcript has 4 exons. Lineage: Eukaryota; Metazoa; Arthropoda; Insecta; Lepidoptera; Pyralidae. The record is from RefSeq and is a predicted model, not a curated record. The coding region runs from base 109 to 588 and encodes 159 amino acids.